GAACCGUACCUCUUGGGAUUGAAGAGAAACGUGCUGCGUUUUAUCAAGCAGUUGUAGGCCAAGUUAGCGAACUAAGAGUAGUGAACUUGUUCAGUAAAAAGAUGAAUGGCAUAGAUAUGUCAUAUGAAGAGAUCAAGAAUUAUGUUUCACAGCUCGAGGCCGAGAAAAAGAGUGACCAAGCUGCGUCAACAUCCAGAGAUUCAGUCCCGAAGGUACAGAUGGUCAGAAAGAGCAAUGUGACCCAGCGUGGCACUGAGUCGAUGAAGUGCUAUAACUGUAAUCAGUUAGGUCACAUGUCGUCGAGGUGCCCAUUUGCAGAGCAAGGUUGGUCAUUCUGUUAUUACUGCAACAGGAUGGCGCAGCACAAGAGACCCAAUUGUCCUAAAAGAACAUCUGACGGCGUUGGAAAUUCCAGAA
Wasmannia auropunctata (little fire ant) is the source of this 417-nucleotide messenger RNA. RefSeq lists its product as uncharacterized. NCBI's taxonomy places the organism in Eukaryota, Metazoa, Arthropoda, Insecta, Hymenoptera, Formicidae. The transcript has a single exon. The annotation marks the transcript as partial. Gene Ontology annotation, molecular function: nucleic acid binding; zinc ion binding. The record is from RefSeq and is a predicted model, not a curated record.